AUGACAGCGGCUGCAAAUCCAGGCCUGGACCGUCGGCAUGGGACCCUCGCGAUUCUGCGGCGCGUCAAGCAGCGGGCGUUGAGCGCCAAGCAGCUGACUGGCGUCCUGCGGCAGCUGUCAAGUGGAGACGUCUUCACCGCGUUUCAAGUGCUCGAAGCCCUUGAGCUGCAGGGAGACGUGAAUCAGAUCCACCGCAACGUGGUGGCCACAGCUGCCACCCGGGCCUCGCGGUGGCAGCUGGCGCUGCAGCUCUUCAACCCAAAGGCCGACGUGGUGGGCUAUAGCGCGGCCAUGGACGCCUGUGUUGUGGGCAGCCUUUGGCGCAGGGCCCUGGAACUGUUCAACCUCUCUCGAAAGCUGCCUCCGGAUAUUGUCAUGGUGAGCGCUGCUAUUGAUGCAUGUGAUGUGGGCGGACAUUGGCAGGCUGCGCUUGGUUUCCUUCGUUUGAUGCCGGACUGGCGUUUGUGCCCCAACCAGAUCACCUACACCAAGCUUCUUCGCCUGUUGCCCUGGCCCACCGCCCUGGCGCUGCUUUUCGGCCACGCGCCCAUGGGCGCCGUAGCCUUCGGCGCCGCCGUGGCGGCGUGCGGCGCCCAGAACGCGUGGCGCGCGGCGGUGGCGCUGCUGGGGGCAAUGCCAGGACACGCUGCGCCAAAUGCUGCCGUCUUCAAUGCCGCCAUCAAGGCUGCUGCUGCAGAGUGGAGGGUGGCAGUGGCGCUCUUCGGGUCCAUGCGUCAACAUGACGUUCCGCCGAAUGCCAUCACGUGCACUUCUCUGCUGCAUGCCUUGGGAGACGACCGCUGGCCACGUGCAGUCGCCUUGCUGUCAGAGAUGCGCUCGCUGCAGGUGGCUGAUAACAUCAUCAGUUGGAACAGCCUCCUCCACGCGCUGAGUUCCUCUUCCUCAGCCCCGUGGCAGCUGGCGGUGGCCAGCUUUGCAGAGCUGCGCGGGCGGCGGCUCCGGCCGGACAGCGGGACCUUUGCGCCGCUGCUGCGGGCCAUGGGAGGACAGUGGCGGCGUGCGCUGGCGCUGUGGGCAGCCAUACCUGAGCACCAGGUGGAGAUGGAUGUGCUCUGUUGUAGCGCCGCCAUGACCGCAUGCCAGAACAACUGGCAGGUGGUGUUGGUAUUGCUGGACUCAUUACCUUCUCUAAGCCUGGCAGCGGAUGCAACCGCGUGCACAUCGGCCAUCGCAUCAUGUGGUCAAUGCGCCCAGUGGCAAGCAGCCCUUGCCGUUGUCAGCUCCAUGCCUGAGAGAAGGGUUUCUGCGAACUCCAUUACUUACGCAGCCUCUGUCACGGCUCUCGCAAACGCUGGCUGCUGGAGCUUGGUGCUGCAACUUGUGGAGGAGAUGGCCGCACAGGAUUUGCACAGCUUCUCUGAGUCGAAGUAUGACCACACUGUGCAAGCAGGAAGUUUGCUGGACGUUUUUAAGCACACCGUGUUGGUUGGCUUGCUGCAGCAGAUGUGUGCAGAUUCUGAGCCCAUGAUCUUCAUUGACACCCAUGCUGGGAGGGGUAUCUAUGAUUUGCAGGUGGACGAAGGCCCGCUGAAUUUCCAGCGCGGUAUUUCUCAGCUUCUCCAUGCAGAUAGUGCCGCGAUGGCUUGGGGGUACCGCUACGCGGUGGCGCGUCAUGCGAGCGGGGCGCGCUAUCCGGGCUCUGCGGCGCUGGGGGCGCAGUGGCUACGACCCCAAGACUCCGCCAUGGUGUUCGAGAUCUCGCACCGCAUGUGUGCGGAGCUUGCACACAAUCUACAACACAUCAGCGCUGCUCAUAUUGACGUGGUGUGUGGCGACUCCUACCGGCUCCUCUUACAACACCGUUCACUUCACGGAAAAGGCUUGAUUCUCAUUGAUCCGCCUUGCGACCCCUACGAUCUUUACAUGGCCUGGAGCCUCUGCUUGGUGAAGCACGUGCUCAAGCAUUGGUCAGGUUUCAGCAUCAUCAUGUGGUAUCCCUGCCUGGGUCAGAGCCAGCUGCAGGGUCUGUACAGCCAAGCCAUUGCCUUGGACGUAGGGGACGUCUUGGUUGCAGAAUUCGGGACCUCCGGCACCGUCUCCUUGGAGAGGUCCGGGGCUACGGACGCGUCGCGGAAGGCUCUUCGAUCCCGAGGCGCACAGCGAAAGCCCGGCAUCACUUGGACGCAGGAGCUUGGCAGGCAGCGGCCGGCUUCAGCAGAGAGGCGGCAUCCGGAGGCAAAGCGCCGGCAUCCCGGCCAUGAUCAUGGGAAGGGUGCCACGCCUCCUGGCUGGGACCACCGGGCAGAGGCCAAGGAUGGACCCAAGUACCGCGCGGAGUUCUUGGGAAGGCGCUGA
Messenger RNA from Effrenium voratum, 2316 nucleotides. NCBI's taxonomy places the organism in Eukaryota, Dinophyceae, Suessiales, Symbiodiniaceae. The record is from the annotation of a GenBank genome assembly.